This is a messenger RNA of Panicum hallii, 4036 nucleotides long. Its product is annotated as kinesin-like protein KIN-14L. The record is from RefSeq and is a predicted model, not a curated record. NCBI's taxonomy places the organism in Eukaryota, Viridiplantae, Streptophyta, Magnoliopsida, Poales, Poaceae. Gene Ontology annotation, molecular function: microtubule binding; microtubule motor activity; ATP binding. The transcript is spliced from 23 exons. Gene Ontology annotation, biological process: microtubule-based movement. The coding region runs from base 1 to 3861 and encodes 1286 amino acids.
AUGGCGGACAUGCGGGGCCGCUGGUCCUGGGACGUUCCGGGGUUCGAGCCGCCGCAGCCUGCGACGACGGCGGCGGCGGCCCCGACCGCGAUGCCGCGGGCGCCGCCGACGGCCAUGGUGCUCCGCCCCUCCUCCGGGGCGCCCCGCGCGCCGCCCGGCGACGGGGUGCUCGUCGCGGACCGGCUCGACCAGCUCGCGGACAGCGUCCAGCUUGCUAGAGAGGACUGCUUGGAGCUUAGACAGGAAGCUAGUGACCUUCUUGAGUAUUCUAAUGCAAAACUGGGCCGUGUCACCCGCUAUCUUGGAUUCCUUGCUGACAGAACUCGAAAAUUAGAUCAAGCUGCCCUUGAGACUGAAGCUAGAAUCACCCCUUUGAUUCAUGAGAAGAAAAGGCUUUUCAAUGACCUAUUGACCUUGAAAGGCAAUGUCAAAGUGUUUUGUCGUAGCAUGCCACUAUUUGAAGAUGAGGGUCCAUCAGUAGUAGAGUUUCCAGAUGAUUUUACUAUCCGUGUAAACACAGGAGAUGAAUCUCUAACCAAUCCGAAGAAGGAUUAUGAGUUUGAUAGGGUAUAUGGGCCCCACAUUGGGCAAGGUGAACUUUUCCACGAUGUUCAACCAUUUGUGCAAUCUGCCCUGGAUGGUUACAAUAUUUCCAUAUUUGCAUAUGGUCAAAGCCGUUCUGGCAAAACACAUACACUGGAAGGAUCUAGUCACGAUCGUGGCUUAUAUCUGCGGAGCUUUGAAGAGCUGUUUGAUCUUUCAAACUCAGAUACUACUUCUACUGCGCAUUUUAAUUUCUAUUUUACUGCCUGUGAGCUCUACAAUGAUCAGGUUAGGGAUUUGCUGUCAGAAUCUAGCAGCACUGUCCCAAAAGUUCGAGUGGGUGUUCAAGAAUCCUUUGUGGAACUUGUCCAAGAAAAGGUUGAAAAUCCACUGGAGUUUUCUGGGGCACUAAAGACAGCACUUCAAAACCGAUCAGUAAAUUCGCCAAAGGCCAUGGUUUCUCACCUGAUCAUUACCAUUCAUAUACACUACAGAAACUACGUAACAGGAGAGCAUCUGUACAGUAAGCUUUCUCUAGUGGAUUUGCCAGCAAGUGAAUGCUUGCUUGAAGAAGAUGCCAAUAGGGACAAUGUAACAGAUUUCCUUCAUGUCUCGAAAUCACUUUCUGCGUUGGGUGAUGCGUUUGCCUCUUUAAGCGCCAAGAAGGAGCCUGUUCUUUCAGGGAAUUCAAGAAUCACACAAAUCUUAGCUGACUCACUAGGAAGUAGCUCGAAGAUCUUGUUGAUUGUGCAUGUAAGUCCAAGUGCUUCAAAUUUGUCAAGAACUUUGUCCACACUCAGUUUUUCUGCAAGAGCAAGAAAUGCUGAACUGAGCCUUGGCAAUCGUGACACAAUAAAGAAAUGGAAAGAUGUGGCAAAUGAUUCUCGCAAAGAAUUGCAUGAAAAAGAAAAGGAGGUUCUAGACUUGCGGCAAGAAGUUCUGGGGUUAAAACAUUCUCUAAAAGAGGCUAAUGACCAGUGCACACUGCUCUUCAAUGAAGUUCAGAAGGCCUGGAGAGUUUCUUCUACACUCCAAGCUGAUCUCAAGUCUGAAAAUUUAAUGCUUGCUGAGAAGCACAAGAUUGAGAAAGAGCAGAAUAACCAGCUGAGGGAUCAGAUUUCUCAACUUUUGAAAGUUGAACAAGAACAGAAACUCAGGAUGCAAGAACGUGAUUUAACAAUUCAGUCACUACAGGCAAAACUCAAGACCAUUGAAUCUCAGCUUAAUGAGGCCCUCAAUGCUAGUGACGCUAGAUCAACUAUUGGGUCUGAAGCUACUUCAGUUAUUUCUUCCCCAAAGGUAACGGAGUCAACUGCUGACUCAUCGUCAGUGACCAAAAGGCUUGAGGAGGAAUUGGCAAAAAGGGAUGCCCUUAUUGAGAAAUUGCAUGAAGAGAAUGAGAAGCUUUUUGACAGACUUACAGGGAAGUCGGGAUUAGGAAGCGCACCACAGGCUUCAAGCCCUUCGGCAAACAAGCCAGCUAAUGCUCAAGGAAGGGAGAUAGGCAGGAGUGACAGCAGCAAAAGUCGAUCGCCAGAUGUGUUUGCAUCAACGGCGUCUCAGGAUAAAACUGAAAUCAGUGGAGCUAUUGUGAAAUCAAGCAAUGAGCUAGCAAAAACUACACCUGCUGGGGAGUACCUUACGUCUGCACUGAUGGAUUUUGAUCCAGACCAGUUUGAGGGAUUUGCUGCAAUAGCUGAUGGUGCUAACAAGCUUUUGAUGCUGGUUUUGGCUGCAGUUAUCAAAGCUGGUGCAGCUAGGGAGCAUGAGAUACUUGCUGAGAUCCGUGAUGCUGUGUUUUCAUUUAUUCGCAAAAUGGAACCAAGAAAAGUUAUGGAUACUAUGUUAGUUUCAAGAGUCAGGAUAUUAUACAUUAGAUCUUUGCUUGCUAGGUCACCAGAACUACAGUCCAUCAAGGUCUCUCCAGUUGAGCGUUUCUUGGAGAAAUCAAAUACUGGUCGAAGUAGAAGUUCAAGCAGGGGAAGUAGUCCUGGCAGGUCUCCUGCUUACCACCAUGAUUAUAGUUCCCGAACCGCCCUAGUUGAUGAACAUGUGCAUGGUUUCAAGGUGAACAUUAAGCAGGAAAAGAAAUCGAAGCUCUCCUCGAUUGUUCUGAAGCUUCGUGGUAUUGAGGAGGAAACUUGGAGACAACAUGUGACUGGAGGGAAACUUCGGGAAAUUACUGAGGAUGCCAAGGCCUUUUCAAUUGGAAACAAGGCUUUAGCUGCUCUCUUUGUUCACACACCAGCUGGUGAAUUACAGCGCCAAAUCCGUGCAUGGCUUGCUGAGAACUUUGAGUUUCUAUCUGUAACUGGUGGAGAUGCUGCUGGUGGAGCUUCAGGACAGCUUGAACUGCUGUCAACUGCUAUUAUGGAUGGAUGGAUGGCUGGCCUUGGUACAGCACAGCCCCCCACCACUGAUGCUUUAGGACAACUUUUAUCGGAAUACACAAAGCGUGUCUACACAUCACAACUACAGCACUUGAAGGACAUAGCUGGCACAUUGGCAACGGAGGAGGCUGAUGAUCCUGCACAUGUCAGUAAACUCCGUUCUGCUCUGGAGUCUGUUGAUCACAAAAGGAGAAAGAUUAUGCAACAAAUGCGAACUGACACCGCCUUGUUAACCAAAGAAGAAGGUGGUUCACCUAUUCGAAAUCCUCCUACUGCUGCUGAGGAUGCGCGAUUAGCAUCUCUCAUAUCUCUAGAUAACAUCUUGAAGCAAAUCAAGGAAGUAAUGAGACAAAGCUCUACAAGACCUAUGAGAAAAUCAAAAAGGAAAUCUCUGCUAGAAUCAUUGGAUGACCUCUUGGCACAGAUGCCUUCUCUUCUUGACAUAGAUCAUCCAUGUGCUCAGAAGCAGAUCAUGGAGGCUCGGAAAGUUGUAGAGUCAUUGGAAGAAGACCCCGAUGAUCCUGCCCCGCAGUCUAAUGCAUUGGGAGAAAGUGAGGUGGCACAGUGGAACGUCCUGCAGUUCAACACGGGAACAACUGCGCCUUUCAUCAUAAAAUGUGGAGCAAACUCGAGCAGUGAACUGGUGAUUAAGGCUGAUCUGCGAGUUCAGGAACCUAAAGGUGGCGAGGUGAUCCGUGUCGUUCCAAGACCAUCUGUUCUUGCAGACUUGAGCUUUGAGGAAAUAAAAGGUGUGUUUGAGCAAUUGCCAGAGGCAGUCAGUUUGCUUGCCUUGGCCCGAACAGCCGAUGGUACAAGAGCCAGGUAUUCAAGAUUGUACAGAACCUUAGCCAGCAAAGUGCCGGCCUUGAAAGAGAUCGUUGCGGAGAUGGAAAGAGGUGGUGUUUUCAAGGAUGUCCGGUCAUCGUAGAGUUAGUUCAUUUGUAGAGUUAUAUGAUGUUGUAUAUGGAUGCCAUUUGAGGGCAUCCCUUGUAACUGUUUUUGUUUAUACUAAGAGGAAGCCUAUGUUGUAACACUAUUCUUUGGCAAGAGAUAUUCCUUGCCUGUGCCUGUGCCUGUGCCGCCUAUGCCUGUCAACUGUCAUG